AUGGUGGACUCAGCUCUAAACCAUCUAAAUCAGAAUCCCUGGACACAAGACACAACUGAUCUGAUCCGAAAUCUUUUCACGAAAGACGGAAAGGAUCCGAGGAAGACAGAUAUGUCGAAAGUGAAAGCGGUACUGCAUCAGAUUGGUAGGAUGUAUCGGACCGAAGUUACGCAGGAAAAUGUAGGGGACCUUGACGUGAUAAUUUUUUGUGACGAUUCAAGGUUCGAAUUAAUAGACGAGGGUAAAAAGCUCUACAAAGAUAAAACAAUUAACCAGCUCCUGUACUACAACGAACAGCAAUGUAAAGGCAGACGUCGAGAUAUGGAUGACAAAGUCGCCCUGGCGGUGACUGUCAACCCGGUGCUAACGGCCGAAGUAUUUGAACAGACAGAAUCACAGUGGGUGUACACUGAAACCGAGAAACCUACACAAAUCCAGAUCUGUCCCUGGUUCGUGGAUUGGAUUAAGAAUCAUGAUUACAAGCUCCAUAAUGAUGUCGCUAGAUCGAAUAUUGGGCGCACUGUAGUCAAGGUCACUGAAUCAACGAAUCACAUCCUUAGGCAGAUAGAUGCAUUCAAUCUUCUCGACAAAGUCCUCUUGCACGAAAUGACGCACGGAAGAUCAGCUUGGCAAACUUCGGUUGGUGGGCAAAAUAUAGUUGGUCUUGCUGAUGUAAGUUCCCAAACUCGGGUUUCCUGUAUAUCGUGA
Lindgomyces ingoldianus is the source of this 708-nucleotide messenger RNA. RefSeq lists its product as uncharacterized. The coding region runs from base 1 to 708 and encodes 235 amino acids. The transcript has 4 exons. Lineage: Eukaryota; Fungi; Ascomycota; Dothideomycetes; Pleosporales; Lindgomycetaceae. The record is from RefSeq and is a predicted model, not a curated record.